AGUGCAGGCCUGAUGACAGCGGCAUGAACGACCCCUUGCUGUCUGUCGGUGACACCUACCGUCUUUACAACAACAUCCACAGCAAGGUGUCUGAUGCCCCAGCUUUCACCGUUCAGACCACAUAUCAGCCGUUGAUAACCCCCUCUGGAGACUGCAGGCCUCAGGGCUGGUUUGCUCAUGGAUUCGUCUCCCAAGGGUUCACACUGAUGCUGCAGUCUCCAUGUCAUAAAUCCUCCCUGCUUGAAGAAGGGCUGGUCUAACAGGCAGCACUGACCUUCAGGCUGAAAGGUCAGACAUUGUGAGGGUGAAGUCCAAUGGAUCAUGGUGGUCAGUUUGAGAGGGAGGACAGAGUAAUGACGCAUGUUCCUGUGGGCAGAGUUGACCUCUGUGAUAACCAAACCAACCCUGAAGCUCUCACUGCCCAAACUCGAAACCUCAAUGAGACAAACACACAGAAUCAAAGUCUCUCUCCUUCACAAAAUGAAGAGGGGGGAGGGCGCAGGCUUAUCCAAAAAACCUCUUUCAACAACAAUGGGAAGGAUGAGGAGGUGGAACAGGGGAAGGAGGGAUACACAGGAAGAGGUAGAGAGGAGAAUGAGACAGAAGACAUUGAUGAGGUGAUGAAAGAAGAAGAAGAAGAGGAGGAGGAAUCAGAGGAAUCAAGUGGUCUAAUUUGCUGCCAGUCUCCAGACACUCCCAUGACUGAUUCAUCAUACUCAGAAACUGGCAGUCUGCUGGAGACUCCAUAUCCUUUCAGUCCUGGGACCAGUCCAGAGCCUGCAUCACCUGUCAUUCCAGUGAUCAGUCCAGAAACUGCAUAUCCCAUCAGUUCAGAGGAAUUCAGCCAGAGUGAUGUUAAAGUGGACUCUCAUAUGUCCAUCACUGGAUCAGUUGCCUUCACAACAGGGCCUAUCGAUUCUACUACAUUAACUAUAACCUCAGAUGCAAGGCCCACGUGCCCAACUGGGCCCAUAUGUAUCACAGAAGUGAAAAAUACUGAUUCCACUACAGAACAUCUUACCUCAUCUACAGAGCCUGUCUUCUGCUACGGGCCUGCCAGUUCAUAUGCAGCACUUAUCACCUCAACUGCAGAGACAUUUACAGUCACUGCUUGCACCACAAGGCCCUACACUUCCACUGCUUCAACUCCUAUGAGUGCAACAACGGGACACCUUUUCCCCACCAUAGAGCCUACGACUACUGGUACAGAAUCCACUUCCACCACAGGACCUAUAACCUCAAACUGGGAACACAUUACUUCCAUGCCAGUUCCCACUUGUUUCUCAGUUCCCACUUUCACCACUGGGCCUAUGCCAAACCCUGCUCUGCUGGAGUCGCUUGAGCAGUUGGCACAAAGAGGAGAUGACACUCAUCUUCCACAUUACCUUCACCAGAUUGCUGAGGCCUUUGUCCUUCACGAAGACUACCAGAGGGCAUUAUGGUGCAUCCAGCUAGAGCGACUCUAUCACCAGAGGGUAUUGGACAACCUGAAUACACUACAGGAGCAGUGGGAGAGCCAUUGUAAAAGGACUUCCUCUGACCUGGCAACCCAACAUCUGGACACUCUUAAACACAUCUGCCAGACGCACAGUCGACCAAGGGCUAGAGAUGCUGAGUGUGCAUCUCUGGACUUUGUGAGGCCUACAUUCAAAGAGGGUGGAGCACUGCCUUCAUGUACCUCAGCCCAUCAGGUUGACGGAGGGAUGGAGCAGAGAGCCAAAGACUUCUCCGGUUCUCAGAGCAGUGAUCCGGUCAUACCUUCCGUUAAUUUGGCUGAUAGGCUCAAUUCCCCUGAUAUCUCAGAAAAGGACAGGGAACACCCAGAUAGGGAAUUAGAGGGGAGGGACUGUUUCCAUGAAUCUCAGCUGACUGACAGGCAGGGCAGCGACAGAGAGGGAGGUGAGGCAGAAGGAGGGGUAGGACACACCAUUUCAGCCACAGGAAAUGGUCUGCACCCCUCUACAGCUGCAGAAAUGGAUCAGUCCAAGCCCGCAGAGCAGCAGGGAGGAGAUUUAGGUCCAGCAGAGGGAAAGGAGGCAAAAAGGGAAGAAGAGGAGAGGGACGUAGAGGUGGCAGCAGAGGCUUUGGAGAUGGAAGAUGAGGGAGAGGAAGACGAGGAGGGGAAGCAGAAGGAAAGAGGCUCUGCUUUUAGUCAAAAAGCUCUCCCGGUGGAGACUCUGGUCAGUGGGGCAGAGGUGGAGGUACAACCGCUACACCAGGAAGCCCCAGCUGAGGAGAAACUACAUGAGAAGACCCAGGAGAGCUCUAAACCCUGCCUGCACCAGGAGGCCCAGCUUCCUCAGGAGACUCAUAUAAAGCAGCAGGAGCAGCGUGAGGAGGAAGAGGAGGAGGAGGAGGAGGAGUACGAAGUAGAGCAAGCUGACAUUAUCAGAGAAGCUGCCUCACUGGACGACAUGGCUAAACUCAUCACUGUAGAGGAGAUUUCUCCAGCCUCUGGCUUGGUCUCCAUAUUGAAGAAACGUAGUGUCCAUGUGGACAACGUGAGUGUGUCUCACAGUUCAGAGCCCUGGCCUGACAAGCCCACUGCCAAAAGACGCGUCCGCUUCAAAGUCCCUGAUGACAACUAUGAGCAGGACGUUGGCGGUGGAGACUCCUGCCUGCUUCUCUUCCUGCUUUGUCUGGUUACUGUAGUGAUCAGUGUGGGUGGCACCGCCCUUUACUGUGCUCUGGGCGAUGCCCACUCAUCGGUCUGUCAGGACUUCUCCAGAAACGCAGACUUCUACAUUGGCCAGAUACAGCGCGGGAUAGCUCAUAUCCAACACUGGUUUACCCCCGGGUCAUAGCAGCAAACGGUUUGUCAGCAUUGUGGAGCCACUGGCCUUACUGUUUGUCAUCGUGGGUUCCAACAGUUCCCGCUGCUUCCUGGGACAGUGUCUUCUGAGGUAAUGGUGCCAGGCAUCUGCUACAGCCCCUGCCACCAUGUGAAGUAAGAGGCCAUUAUGCUGCCUAAUUGGCUAAAUGAGUAUAUCAGACACAAUAGGCAUUUGUAAGGCUGCUCCACUGCAUUUUUAAUGCUCUGUGAAUGAAAUUCCAGGGUUCACUGAGACUGAAAAUCACAGGUCAGACAUCCUUUUAAGGCACUAAUUUAAAAGGAAAAGCAGAGCAGAAGAAGGAAAAACUGACCGACAUCCCUUUCAGCCCUGUCCAAAUUAAAAAGGUAACACAUUCUCAAGCUAGGUUUAAAAUUUUGAUGUGAUGAAAGUGUCUUGUUGAACAAGCUGAGAUCUGUCUCCAUACGCACAUUCAAAGUCCCCCAGAGAUACUUCAAAAGUCACUGGCCGGUAAAUCAUCGGCCACUGAAUACAAACUUUCACUGACUCACACUGUACUCCAAGACUCAACUCAGCUCAGUUAAGAAUAAGAUCAAAGUCCUAACAGCUACAACCCACAGAGAUGUAAAAAAAAAAAAAAAAAGAAAGACAUAAUGUAUAGUUUGUUAAGUGGGGGGG
Messenger RNA from Toxotes jaculatrix (banded archerfish), 3470 nucleotides. RefSeq names its product consortin, connexin sorting protein a (gene cnsta). Gene Ontology annotation, molecular function: connexin binding. Bases 315 to 2804 code for a protein of 829 amino acids. Gene Ontology annotation, cellular component: transport vesicle; plasma membrane; trans-Golgi network. Gene Ontology annotation, biological process: positive regulation of Golgi to plasma membrane protein transport. The record is from RefSeq and is a predicted model, not a curated record. Lineage: Eukaryota; Metazoa; Chordata; Actinopteri; Toxotidae. The transcript is spliced from 15 exons.